UUGACUUUCGUUGGUUUCCAAACAUGUGACAUCCGGGGAGUUGUCUGCAGGUCACGAUGGCGAACAAGACGAAUGUUUUCCAGCUCGUCGCUCGAUUCGAGAGGCAGAAAUCGGAGACGGACGUCGCUAACAAACAAGCGAGAGAGCGACACAGCUCGAGCUCCAAAUCGACGUCUCAGAAGGCGCCAAUUUCGUCACGGGCUUUUCAGUCACCGGAUAGGCGGUCGACGAAGUCACCAGAUGAGAGAAAGCCGGUCGUUGCUCCCAAGUCAUCUUCACCGCACUCUUUCACUGAUGAGAGAAAAUCUGACGUGCUGGAAGAGCAAAUAGAGACGCUCAAGAGGCAGAACGAAGCACAAACGAAGGAAAUAUCACGGUUGAAGAAAGAGGUCGAGCAGCUGGAGGAGAGGAGAGACGGGGAGGAGCACACGCGAGAUGAUGAGAUGCAAGAGUUGCUGGAAGACGUCAAGGUGCUCAAGCGCAAAGCUGCCGAGGUCGAGAGAACGCGUGAGAUGCUCGACACGGCCGAAGAGAAAGUCGCAGCGUUGGAGGCGGAAGCGGUCGACUUGCGGUCUCGCACGACGACACAACGCGUGCAAGGGCGUGAAAUGGAGGAUCUCAAGGAGAUGACCGAGAAGGCGAGAAAAGAGGGUCGGAAAGCGGAGCGAGAGGCAAAGGAGGCGAGGGCUGAUAUCGAGCGACUGCACGAGGAGGUGGAGCGAGAGAAGCGGCGAGCAGUGCGAGAGGCGGAGAGAGCGCGAAUUGCGGAAGGAGAUCUGGAGGAGACGAGGAAGAGGAAUGACGAUCUGAAGGCGCAGAUUGUGACGCUGCAGAAACAGGCUUCGGAUGCUGUGGACGAGUUGAAGGGUUUGAAAGAGAAUCUCGGACAGGCGGAACAGAGAGCGCAGAGUGCAAAGGAUCAGGUUGGUCGGAAGGAGAAGGACCUGGAGAAGGCGCUGGAGAAAGAGCAGAAGAUGAAUAAGGGAUAUCAGGGGCAAGUGAAGGAUUUGCAGAAGCAACUGAAUGCUGCUGAGAAACGCCUGCAGGAGGUGAGUUAUUUACGUGAAUCUGCAGCAGAUAAAGACAAAGAUCUUGAAGAGCUCAAACAGAAAUUGGACGAAGAGUCAAAAACGAGGAAAGAAGUGGAGGAGGCACGAAAGGCCGAUAGACAGAAAACGGCAGAAUUAGAAAAGGGGUUAGCACGUCUAAGGGAAAGACUGGAUUUGACACGAACAGACCAGGCGGAUGCCGAGACGACAGUAGUUGAGAAAGAAUUUGAAAUGAAAGAAUGGGAAGAGAAGCUGAAAGAGAAAGAGAAUGAAAAUGCGGAACUAAAGAAAAGAAUUGAGCAAAUGGAAAACGAUAACACCGGAGACGCUCUCAAGGAGGCACUAGCAAGAGUCUCUGACCUAGAAAAACAACUCGAACAAGAGAAAACCGAACGAGCAAACGACAGACAAACAUUUGAGAAAGAAAGGAGAGAGAGGACAAAGUCUCCACUUCCUCCUAAACCAAAGCCAAAGCCAAGUCCGAGGUCGACUACGAGUAGUGAUGAGGAGAAUAUGAAGUCGCCGAAGAGAAGUGUGGGGAAGAACACAGCUUUGCAGAGCAAACUGUUUGGAAGUGGUGCUGUGCCGUUACCGGGUGUGGCAGCAGCCGUACGGUUGAGGAAAGACGAGAACGUACACGAGGAUUCUACUGUCAAUGACCCCGAAGUGCUGCCUCGAUUAACAAGCAAGUUUGAUCGUCCCAAACGUGACGCUCGUGUCCCCUCAAGAGAAUUCCGUCAAUCACUCAUCGUAGAAGCAGAAAAAUCCGAAUUUUCACUGAGUGGUGAGGUUAACAUCACAGAAGUGUUUGAACCCGAAGAAACCAACGGCAACGUAUCCGAUGGGCAAUAGAAACGAUUUGAUUUUGCAUUACCGACUUUGUUUCUACGUUGGUACAGUAGAGUGAAGCUUUCCAUAUUCGGUAGAUGUUCACAAAUGAAUCAACAAUUUGAGUAAGAAAAUAGAUCAUUUAUGAAGUCA
Molecule: messenger RNA, 2030 nt
Organism: Corticium candelabrum
Lineage: Eukaryota; Metazoa; Porifera; Homoscleromorpha; Homosclerophorida; Plakinidae
Product: calponin homology domain-containing protein DDB_G0272472-like
Exons: 6
Coding region: 57-1901 (614 amino acids)
Source: RefSeq, a predicted model, not a curated record